Molecule: messenger RNA, 2170 nt
Organism: Suillus subaureus
Lineage: Eukaryota; Fungi; Basidiomycota; Agaricomycetes; Boletales; Suillaceae
Exons: 4
Coding region: 392-1918 (508 amino acids)
Source: RefSeq, a predicted model, not a curated record
GAGAACGAAGACGAAGGACUACAAACUCAGUCAGCUAGAAGCUUAAUGGAAAGCCGAACUCCGACUCAUGUACAGCACCACGUGAUCAAUAUGCAUACUUAUGUUUGGCAUUGUUUGACUCAAUGCUCACCAAAUUCUUUCCAGUGCACCUCCGAUCGACUCUACUUCGACGUUGUCGCCAUCGGCCUCAACAGCGAGCUUGACUUUUCUCAGCAGUUUGCUUCCUUUGCUUUAAAAUCGAUCUCAUGCUUCCAUAACUUUGAAAUCGUGUUCGAUUAAUGUCGUCUGGAGUUAUCCAAUAUCCAUCGAUAAACCCACAAAACAGCUUUUUAAGGUGUCCCUCUCCGUAAAUUCCAUAGGCCAAUCACUCAUAUAACCUGCAAGUUGCAGCAUGUUUGAAGAUGAUGAAGACUCUCUCUUUGGCUCGCCGCCUCCGUCUCCAGUUAGAGGUAGGUCACCGGCGUUUCCCGCUAAAGCAGCCCAAGAGAGGGGCACAGGCAUAACACAAAAUGUGGGGGCCAUUGCACUUCCUGGUUCCCAUAUGUCAUGUUCUGAACUACCAGCCGACCUAUUAGCCUUGCCGUUCGGCGGCUUUAGCACUCGCGAGCCUCCCUCACAUGCGCUGCCAGUGAAAAGCACCUUGCAAGCGCAACCGACGCGAUCGCCUCAUGUUACCUCGUCGGUACCUUUUUCGACAUCUCGCCCCUCUUCGAGGGCCACGGGAAAACGGAAAGCAACGAAAUCACAAUCAGCAACACCCCGUCCUGCACCCCCGCCUAUACCGUUCCCUGGCCCAGAUGAACCACUACCUUCUAAUUUCUUGCGAAACCAGGAAGCAUUAUUGGGCAUAGCUGGCCUCGUCGGAAACGUGAAGCCAACCAGCCUUCCACAACGAACAAUCCGCGGGUCUACGCCUUCUAACCCCAUUGUCAUUGAGGAAUCUGAUCUGGCGCACCUGCCUCACGUCGAUUCUAGUCAGCUCACCUCAGUCAAUGGAGAAGAUGCCAUUGCCUCCCUCAUCAGACAGAAAAAUAUAUUUCCCGUGUUAUCAAGCAUCGUGAAACUCCUGGGCAACUCUCCAGCUGCGUCCACACAAUCACUAUCUACUAAUGAUCAUGCAUCUCCGCGCCCAUGCAGUGAGCCCGCAACGACUGCUCCACCCCCACUGAAACGUCGCAAACUCACAAGCGUCCCUGCUGGUGCAGUGGAGUGGGACGUGCCCUACCCAUUUCCUGAAGGUGAGGGCCCUAAGGCAUAUCACGCUACAUGGGAGCGGGAGCGUGCGAGGCAUCUAAUUACGCAGCUUGUGGAGUCGAUCAAGGGUGCUUUCGAGUCAUCUCCACUUGAUGACGAUCAGGUUCCACCAUCUUCUUCUUCGCAGUCAUCCACGAGCGUCUCUAAACCCUCCAGGCAUACCUCGUCACCUUCUCCUGUAUCACCUACAACUACCAAUACCUUUCAACAUAUAAUUCCAGACUGCACCAUUGAUCCUGCACUCUUGCUAUUUCCUUGGAUGGCUGAAUAUGCUCACCUGUUUCACGCGAAUGGCGUAGAUUCAGUCGCUGCUGCCAAAAUGUUGUUGCAGUUCGCCACAAGACCUAUUGUACCUUCGCCUCCUCCCUCACACACAGACAUUUCGCCGGCAGUACUCACGCCAUAUCCUCAAACUACCCCAUCCUGUUUCUCGCCAUUGACGCACCUGCAGCCAGUCUCUCCUCAAAUAUCUCGCUCGCCGUCUGUCCAAUCUAUGCACAAAUCGACUCCUUCCGUUCCUCGCCGUGCCGGCUUCAAGGCGCGCGCACGGGAACGUCGCCGGCAGAUCGUUGGAGAGAUCGAGCGGGCAAAGGUGGAGUUAUGGGAGACGAGUAUUGAGGGAGGGGUGUUGGGGCAUCUGAUGAAGGAUCCAACACUGUCUUGAUACAGUUUACUUACGAGAUCGACGUGUAUUGCAUGCGGUGGUAGCUCAGCCCGUUCCCAGAGCCAUGCAUUUACUGUUUUAAUGCUAUACAGUAUAUAACUACCACUACGGCACCGCUCCUGAAUUUGCAUUGAAUUGAAAACUUGUUGAGUGAAGAGUAGACAGCCUUUGUGCCACGUGAUCCCGACGCGUCGCGUUCGAACUUCAGGGACGUAAACAUAUCUCAACAAAGGUUCUGCACACCUUCAGACG